GGUCCCCUCAUGGUCACACCCUCACGCUCAAACAGCGAGCCCUGUCCACCUUGUCUGCCCCUGUAGGUGACCUGAGGGGCGGGCGCUGGGUUGCGGAGGGCGGGGCACCCAGGAGCCUUUAAGAGCUCCCCAGGUCCCACCCACCUGUGCCCUGCCACUGCAGCUCCCCGCCAUGGCUGAAACCUCCAAGCUCCAGCUGUUUGUCAAGGCAAGCGAGGACGGCGAGAGCGUGGGGCACUGCCCUUCUUGUCAGCGGCUCUUCAUGAUCCUGCUUCUCAAGGGCGUGCCCUUCACGCUCACCACCGUGGACAUGCGCAGGUUCCCGGAUGUGCUGAAAGACUUCGCCCCCGGCUCCCAGCUGCCCAUCCUCCUCUAUGACGGCGACGCCAAAACGGACACGAUGCAGAUUGAGGAGUUUCUGGAGGAGACGCUGGGGCCCCCCGAGUUCCCCAGCUUGGCACCCCGCUACAGGGAGUCCACCACGGCGGGCAAUGACGUCUUCCACAAGUUCUCCGCGUUCAUCAAGAACCCGGUGCCCGCGCAGGACCAUGCCCUGUACCAGCUGCUGCUGCGCGCCCUGGCCCGACUGGACAGCUACCUGCGCGCGCCCCUGGAGCACGAGAGGGCGCGGGAGCCGCAGCUGCGCGAGUCGCGCCGCCGCUUCCUGGACGGCGACCAGCUCACCCUGGCCGACUGCGGCCUGCUGCCCAAGCUGCACAUCGUGGACACGGUGUGCGCGCACUUCCGCCAGGCGCCCAUCCCCGCCGAGCUGCGCGGCGUCCGCCACUACCUGGAGAGAGCACUGCAGGAGAAGGAGUUCAAGUACACGUGUCCUCACAGCGCCGAGAUCCUGGCGGCCUACCGGCCUGCCGUGCACCCCCGCUAGCGCCCCCGCUGCCACCCUGACCACUUCUCUGCAGCCCCAUAAAGGCAUCUGCCCCA
Molecule: messenger RNA, 942 nt
Organism: Equus caballus (horse)
Lineage: Eukaryota; Metazoa; Chordata; Mammalia; Perissodactyla; Equidae
Gene: CLIC3
Product: chloride intracellular channel 3
Source: RefSeq, a predicted model, not a curated record